UUGUAUGAAAAAAGGAUUUUCGCGACUGGAACUGUACGUAGAAACAGAAUAGAACUUCCUAAUUUUAUAAAAAAGAAAAAGGGAAAGAAGGCAAGCCAAAAACUAAAUAAGGGAGAGUACAGAUGGAGAGUAAAAGAUAAUGUUUCAUUUGUUGUGUGGCAAGACACGAAAGAAGUUCUUAUCUUGAGCAAUGUAUUUCAUCCGCAAAUAGAAAGAACAACUGUAAAUCGAACACAGAAAGAUGGCUCCAAUUUAGCUAUAAGUUGCCCAUUGACAGUAAGAGAAUAUACAAAGAGAAUGGGGGGAGUAGACAAAUUUGACCAGGUUAAAAGUACGUAUUCUGUUAGCAGAAGAAGUAAGAAGUGGUGGCGAAGAAUAUUUUAUUUUUUGGUAGAUGCCAGCAUUACCAAUGCAUACCUGCUUUAUAAACAAAAUAAAAGAGCAAGUCAACUGUCACACCUUGAAUUUCACGUGGCUUUAGGAAGAGGCCUUGUUGGAAAAUAUUCCAGCCGUAAACGAAGAGCUUCCAGCAUGGCCAACUAUGUGAAUAGAAAAAAAGUAUUGUCAGAAAACUACCAAAAAGCAGUGGGUAGUGUACCACUUGAGAAACGGUUUGAAAAUGUUGGGACACAUAUGCCAGUUGAAUCACCAUCUUACAGGCGUUGCAAAUUAUGUUCCACAAAGACGCAUGACAAGAGAACGAAAAUAAUGUGCAGAAUUUGCGCCGUACCACUCUGCGUGGUUCCAUGCUUUGCAAAUUUUCAUACACAGUAA
Parnassius mnemosyne (clouded apollo) is the source of this 774-nucleotide messenger RNA. Lineage: Eukaryota; Metazoa; Arthropoda; Insecta; Lepidoptera; Papilionidae. The record is from the annotation of a GenBank genome assembly.